This is a messenger RNA of Rubroshorea leprosula, 1383 nucleotides long. The record is from the annotation of a GenBank genome assembly. Lineage: Eukaryota; Viridiplantae; Streptophyta; Magnoliopsida; Malvales; Dipterocarpaceae.
GACAGACACAGUGGGGAAGGAGAAAGAUUGAUAGAUGACUAUGUAUCUGAGACGAGCAAUUACGCUUAGGAGUUCGAUGCAGCUUCUUAGAAGCUCAACAAUCCAAUCUCGCAACGUUUCACACAUUAUCUCCAAUCAAAAUCUCGAAGCAUGUAAUACCCAGAAAGCCGCAGCUUCUCCUGCCUUUGAUUUCCUCAGAGAUUCCCGUCUCGAAGCAUGUAAUACCCAGAAAGCCGCAGCUUUUCCUGCCUUUGAUUUCCUCAGAGAUUCCCGUCGAGGCUUUGCCAAGGGGAAAACAUCAAAGGAUGACUCUGGUACUGGUAGGAGGAAACUUGGAGUUUUCCUGGGUGAGAGAAAACCUGAAUUUUUCUUGGAUACAAGAAGUAUCGCGAAGUGCUUGUAUGUUAUGCGUAUGGAAGAAGCUAGAGUUGCAUUAUCGCGAGAAUUGAAGAACCUGAGAACAGGAAGAGCAUCUUCAGGAAUGCUUGACCACAUUAUAGUAGAAUUUGAGGAUAGGAAGAACAAAUUGAAUCAAUUAGCUGAUGUUUCAGUGAUAGAUUCGAAAACCUUAUCAAUUGAUCCUUUUUAUCCAGAGCCAGAGAAAAUAAAAGCUAUAGAGAAAGCAAUUGUUUCAUCCUCGUUGGGUUUAAAUCCUAAGGUGGAUGGUGAUCGAUUAAUUGCAGCUAUUCAACUAUUCACUAAAGAGGAUGUGGAGGCUACGCGUAAGGAGCUUUCAAAGUGUUGCAAAGAUGCUAAACAAAUUCUUAGAAGGGUUCGACGGACGGUAUUUAAGUAACAAAUUGUAGUUUUUAAGUGGAAAUCCUAUGGCAAAUGCUGUAUUUAAUGAUUACUUGCUCUCUCUCUAUACAUUAACAUUAUAUCAUCAACACAAAUGUAAAACCAGUAUUGUGGCCAAAUUGGUACUUGAGCAUCUCGCAUCUGGUCAACAUAGAAUGAUUUGUAAACAUUAAAAAAUAUUGUGUUUACUUAGAAGGCUUGUAAUUCAUGUUCCAAUUCAUUGCCAGAAUAUCGGAUAUCCCAAUUUUUUUUGUCUAAAUAGACUUGUUGUUUGCAGGUAUUGGACAACAUGAAGAAAGGCAUGUCGAGGUGGGGUGAUGCAGAGCUAGUACGGAAAGAAAUUGACGAGAGAUUUAAGGAGGAUGUCACGUGGGUGGAGGAUACGUGCAAGGCAAAGGGGAAAGACAUCACCCAAGCCUGGGCGGAGGAUAGGUGCAAGGCAAAGAAGAAAGAGAUCAUCCAAGGCUGAGUAGCACCGUUCCUGCAUGCAGUCUGACACCUUGGUCCUGAUCGAAAAGUCUAGGGCUGCAAGUUGGUCCUGGAUUAUCCAUGAGCAAACCUGAUCCAAUCCAAUCCGUUGGAUUG